Dama dama (fallow deer) is the source of this 1674-nucleotide messenger RNA. RefSeq lists its product as uncharacterized. Bases 1 to 1674 code for a protein of 557 amino acids. The record is from RefSeq and is a predicted model, not a curated record. The transcript has a single exon. Lineage: Eukaryota; Metazoa; Chordata; Mammalia; Artiodactyla; Cervidae.
AUGUCCCACCACGUCCACCAUGUCUCACCACGUCCACCACACCCACCAUGUCCCACCACGUCCAUCACGCCCACCAUGUCCACCACGUCCACCACAUCCCACCAUGUCCACCACGUCCCACCACGUCCCACCACAUCCACCACCUCCCACCUCGUCCACCAUGUCCACCACGUCCACCACAUCCCACCAUGUCCACCACGUCCCACCUCGUCCACCAUGUCCACCAUGUCUCACCACGUCCACCACAUCCCACCUCGUCCACCACGUCCCACCACGUCCACCAUGUCCACCUCGUCCCACCACGUCCCACCAUGUCCACCACAUCCCACCAUGUCCAUCACGUCCACCAUGUCCUACCACGUCCACCACAUCCACCACAUCCCACCAUGUCCACCACGUCCCACCACGUCCACCACGUCCCACCUCGUCCACCACGUCCCACCUCGUCCACCACGUCCACCACAUCCACCACGUCCCACCACGUCCACCAUGUCCCACCAUGUCCACCACGUCCCACCAUGUCCACCACAUCCUACCAUGUCCACCACGUCCACCAUGUCUCACCACGUCCACCAUGUCCCACCAUGUUCACCACAUACCACCACGUCCACCAUGUCCACCAUGUCCCAUCACGUCCACCACAUCCAGCAUGUCCCACCACGUCCACCAUGGCCCAUCACAUCCACCACGACCCACCAUGUCCACCACAGCCCAUCAUGUCCACCACGUCCCGUCACGUCCACCACGUCCCACCACGUCCACCUCGUCCCACCACGUCCCACCAUGUCCACCACGUCCCACCACGUCCACCAUGUCCACCACGUCCCACCACGUCCACCAUGUCCCACCACGUCCACCACGUCCACCACAGCCCAUCAUGUCCACCACGUCCCGUCACGUCCACCACGUCCACCAUGUCCCACCAUGUCCACCACAUCCACCAUGUCUACCACGUCCCACCAUGUCCACCACAUCCACCACGUCCCAUCACGUCCACCACAUCCACCACAUCCACCACGUCCCAUCAUGUCCACCAUGUCCACCAUGUCCCACCACAUCCACCACGUCCACCACAUCCCACCUCGUCCACCACCUCCCACCACGUCCACCACAUCCCACCUCGUCCAGCAUGUCCCACCACGUCCACCAUGUCUCAUCACGUCCACCAUGUCCACCAUGUCCCAUCAUGUCCACCAUGUCUACCAUGUCCCACCACGUCCACCAUGUCCCAUUACGUCCACCAUGGCCCAUCACGUCCACCAUGGCCCAUCACGUCCACCACAUCCCAUCACGUCCACCACGUCCACCACAUCCACCAUGUCCCAUCACAUCCACCAUGUCUACCAUGUCCCACCACGUCCACCAUGUCCCAUUACGUCCACCAUGGCCCAUCACGUCCACCAUGGCCCAUCACGUCCACCACAUCCCAUCACGUCCACCACGUCCACCACAUCCACCAUGUCCCAUCACAUCCACCACAUCCCAUCACGUCCACCACGUCCACCACAUCCACCAUGUCCCAUCACAUCCACCACGUCCCACCACACCCACCACGUCCACCACGUCCACCACGUCCCAUCAUGUCCACCAUGUCCACCAUGUCCCACCACGUCCACCACGUCCACCAUGUCCACCACAUCCCACGAGAUCCACCAUGUCCCACCAUAUCUGUGA